AUGGAGGGACAGACUAAUACCAUAUUCGUCCGUAACUUAGCGGUACAGGCAAAUGAGCAGAACCUUCGAGACCUCUUCUCGAGGCUGGAUAGGGUCCUCAACGUACAGAUCAUGACCUUCCCAGGGACCAGUCUAAGAUACGCCCGUGUCGACUUCGGUACUUCCAAUGGUGUUACAGCGGCUCAUUCCCUCAAUGGGCAGCCCUUCCAUGGGGUCCCUUUAACAGUGUCAGUGACCGACCCUGUAGAUGCCAAUGCCUCUGCUACUGCUGUGGCUCCCUUGCCCAACCUCGGUGUUCCAGCGGCCCAACAGCUUGCUGCCUCUGUCACCAGUAUUCGCCCACAACCAGGCGUUGGAGUAACGACUAUAGGAGGUGGUGUGAGGGACUCGGGGGAGGAGAUGAUAUUGAAGAGGACGGUAUACGUAUCGGGACUGGCGAAUCAAGUUACAUUAGAAGAAGUACGAGGCAUGUUCGGACAUUUUGGGGAGAUUAAGGAAUCUUCUAUCGACGUGUCACCCUAUGACCAAUGCCAGUUUGCAUUGGUGGAGUUCCAGAAUGAGGCGGCAGCUCAGGAGGCGAUACGAGUGGGGGAGAUACCGUAUCGUGGGAGAGUAGUGCGGGUAGAGAAGUCUAAGGAGACGGUCAAGCUGUAUCCUCCUACUGAUGUUGUUUUCGGCAAGCCCAUGACCAUAGGUCGACAUGUAACUCCGUUGCUCCCUGGCAACCCUGGAUCGCAGAUAUCAGGGGCGAUGCGGACGAGGCGUGAUGAGUUAAUCGAUUUAGUGGGGGAAGCUGCUAUGCAGAUCGAGGAUUGGCUUGAAUCUCGAGGGUGA
This is a messenger RNA of Perkinsus marinus ATCC 50983, 834 nucleotides long. Its product is annotated as RNA-binding protein, putative. The transcript is spliced from 10 exons. Gene Ontology annotation, molecular function: RNA binding. The record is from RefSeq and is a predicted model, not a curated record. Lineage: Eukaryota; Perkinsozoa; Perkinsida; Perkinsidae. The coding region runs from base 1 to 834 and encodes 277 amino acids.